CUUAAUGGCUCACGCCUUCCUUCUCUUCCUCUUAUUCUCUUACAUUAUAUCUACAAAUAUUCAUGCCUGCAAACAAACUGAACGCAGCUCCCUCCUGUCCUUUACCUCCACUCUCUCUUCACCUCCUUUAAAUUGGACAUCCCUUGAUUGCUGUCGUUGGAAGGGCAUCACUUGUAAUCAAGAUGGUUGGGUCACCCGUUUGCUCUUACCUUCCAAAGGGCUCAAAGGAGGUAUCUCUCCCUCUUCACCUGCAAAUCUCACACAUCUCACCCACUUGAACCUUUCCCACAAUUCACUUCUUGGUUCACUUGAAACUCACUUCUUCUUGUCUUUGAAUCGACUUGAGAUCCUUGAUUUGAGCUAUAACAGUCUUUCUGGAGCGCUACCACUUUCUCUACUAUCCGGCAAUAUCCGGACAGUCGAUUUGUCCAACAAUCACUUCUCUGGUGCAAUUCCAUCUUCAUUCUUCCAACAAACAAGAAACUUGAUUAGUUUCAAUGUCAGCAACAAUACCUUCACAGGGUAUGUCCCAUCCUCUAUUUGUCUCCAUUAUUAUCCUUCCCUUAGGCUUUUGGAUUUUUCUUCUAAUGCAUUUAGUGGCAAACUUGCUCCUGGGCUAGGGAAGUGUUCCAAACUGCAGGUUUUUCGUGCCGGUCACAAUAAGCUCUCAGGAAUACUUCCAGAAGAUAUCUAUAAUGCUACAAAACUUGAAGAAAUUGCAUUACCUUUCAAUUCACUACGUGGAGCCAUUAGUGAUAAAAUUGUCAACCUCACCAACCUUGCCAUCCUUGACCUCUCCUUUAAUCAUUUUGGCGGCGAGCUUCCUCUCAAUUUGGGGAAGCUCUCCAAGCUAAAGUUUGUGACCCUUGAUUUCAACAAUUUAGAAGGCGAUUUUCCCCCAUCUUUGAUGAAUUGCACAAACCUUGUAGAAUUACGCCUACAAUCCAACCACUUGGAAGGAGAUAUCUCCAUGCUUGAUUUCUCAAGACUGAAUCAACUUACUAAACUUGACCUAAGGAUGAAUAACUUCACUGGUACGGUUCCAGUAAGCCUUUACUCAUGUAGGUCCCUAAAAGCCAUUGCAUUGGCUCAUAAUAAUCUAGAGGGACAAAUACAUGCUGGGAUUCUUUCAUUGAAAUACAUGUCCUUCCUCUCGCUUGGUUACAACCGAUUCACCAAUCUCACUGGGGCAAUGAAGAUAUUAAUGAGUUGCACAAGUCUUAACACACUCGUGCUCGGUGGUUUCGUUACAGGUGAGGGAAUGCCAGCUGAUGAUGACAUGGUUGAUUUUGAUGGAUUCCAAAAUCUUCGGUUUUUGAGUUUGGCUAGUUGUCAGCUCACCGGUCAAAUACCUCUAUGGCUGUCAAAGCUCAAGAAUCUAGAGGUCUUGUUUCUGGAUUAUAAUCAAUUCACAGGGCCAAUUCCAAGUUGGUUGGGAACUCUUCCUAGACUUUUAUAUUUAACCUUGAGACAAAACCGAAUUUCAGGUGAAUUUCCAAAGGGACUUUGCAGACUACCAAGGUUGGUUCGUGAACCUGACACUACAUCUCAAGUAGAAGAUUUUGAAUUCGAGUUACCUCUCACCACCAACGGAACCGUAAAUCCAAUUUUUAUGCCUCACAGAUUGUCUUACUUUGCAGCAUUGAUAGACUUAUCUAACAAUAACAUUAGUGGUUAUAUACCUGCUGAGAUCGGCCAAUUGCAGCUUCUGCGUGAGUUGUCUCUUCACUCCAACAACUUCUCAGGCAUUAUUCCAGACCAAAUAUCUAACCUAAAAAAUUUGGAGGUUUUGUACCUCAACAUGAACCACUUGUCUGGAAUAAUCCCAUCGUCAUUGGCGAGCCUUAAUUUCUUAAAAGAAUUUAAUGUCUCAUAUAAUAACCUCGGAGGAUCAAUACCAACAAGCACCCAGCUCCAAAGCUUCGAAGCUUCUGCAUUUGAGGGGAACCCAAAACUUUGUGGUGCACCACUUCCAAAUAAGUGCGAACCAAAUAAGGGCAUUGAUGCAGAUAACAAGAACAACGAAGACGUUCACAAUUGGCUUCAUCAACUUCCAUGGUUUUAUAUCUUUACAACAUUGGGGUUCAUAUUCCAGGUCCCAUACAAUAUCUUUGAGAUCAUGGUUUGUCACUUUCUCACUAUUGAGUCCUGCCCAAAAGAUAUCACUGCGGAUUUGAAUACAUGA
This is a messenger RNA of Prunus dulcis (almond), 2185 nucleotides long. Its product is annotated as receptor-like protein 2. Lineage: Eukaryota; Viridiplantae; Streptophyta; Magnoliopsida; Rosales; Rosaceae. The record is from RefSeq and is a predicted model, not a curated record. Gene Ontology annotation, molecular function: protein binding. The transcript has 2 exons. The coding region runs from base 5 to 2185 and encodes 726 amino acids.